CAUAAGCCAGGUGCCGUUCUAUUACGGACAAUGAGACUGAUGAAUAUGUUACAGAACCUCGUCAUCCCCUACGCUCGUCAUCGCAACCACAACAACCACCCCCGCCAUCGGUGCUCGUGCCGUGGCUUCCUCCUCCUCCUCCCUUACACCUGGCAAAUGUCCAACCGUCACCUCAGCGACUGAGAUUCCCCUCUACGCCAAUAUCUGCGGCUUCUGGACGGCGCCUGCAUAUCAAUCAGCUUGCUCAUGCCUGGGCGUGUCCGCCGCGAGCACCAUGACAGCCGCAGGAUCGCCGGCGGUCACGACGACCAUCACCGUCACCGAAACCCCCGCGGUCGUGACAGCCACCGCGACGAAGCAGCAAACGCGGACCUCGACCGUGGUCAGCACGUUCGAGACUGUCGUCGUCGUGACUGCCGAUGUUCCUACCGUGACGGAGACGACGACCGUGCCGACGACCGAGGUCCAGACUCUGACGAGCUUUGCCGCCACAGACACGGUUGUCGAGCCCGUGACCCUCACCACGACGACCACUACCACUGCCAGUACCGCUGCUGCUGCCACGCCCUCUGAUUGCAUCUCCCGACCCCCGGCCUCCACCAUGAGCCCAGGGAGCGGCGGCGGCGGCGGCGGAGGGGGAGGGGGAGGUGGAGGCGGCGUUAGUUGCUGCCGGGAAUUCUUCGUCCGGGUCAAGGCCGGCAGCCCCUUGACAGGUCAAUACCUGAGCAUGCGUGGCACCAGCCUGCUGUACCUGAACCCGGGCACGUCCAUGGCUCCCACCUUCAACAUCCAGAGCUGGAGGCUCAAGAACAUCUUUGGGCCCCAGGCAAUCACGCCAGACACGGGGGUAGAGCUGGGCGCGGUCAUGCUGUCCAGAGACGUGCGGGACUCGACGCACGCGCUGACCUGCGCGCUCGAGGGUACCCAGUCGACCCUGGUGUGUAGUGUGCCCGAGACUGGUGCCUCGCGCUGGUGCUUCUCUGGCAGCAGUAAUGACGUGUUUUCUGGGACGCAGGCCGGUGCCGCUGCCGCUGGCUGUGUCGAGGUCGUGCUCGAGGCGGUUCCGACGUGCUGGGGUCCGAUGUAGGGGAGUGAGGAAAGAAAGAUACUUAUCACAGUGGAGAUUUUAGCCUGGGGCACCUUGGAUUCAUCAAUGUUCGUACAGGGUUGUUGCCGGCCCGGAUGAGUACAAAAGAAGUGCUGUCCAGAUACCUUUCAAGACCAAUACACUUUUUGGGUCGAGGGAGUGCCAAUCCCUCGUAACAUGAACAGGAUAUAUUCAUCCAGCGUUCUUAGGGUAAUGUCGUAGGAGUCAUCGUCCCCUUGUGAGCGACUUUCCCGUAUCAUCGAGUCCUGGAAGCCUCUGCUUGGAGCUGCUCUCCCGCACCCCCACCGCCAUCAUCCUCAUCCUCAACACCAUCAUCGUCAUCUCCCUCCGCAUCCCCCCUGCUGCGGCCGCCUGCUGCUGCUGCUGCUGCUGUCCCUCCCUG
Microdochium trichocladiopsis is the source of this 1490-nucleotide messenger RNA. RefSeq lists its product as uncharacterized. The transcript has a single exon. The record is from RefSeq and is a predicted model, not a curated record. The coding region runs from base 275 to 1087 and encodes 270 amino acids. NCBI's taxonomy places the organism in Eukaryota, Fungi, Ascomycota, Sordariomycetes, Xylariales, Microdochiaceae.